Messenger RNA from Lytechinus variegatus (green sea urchin), 5757 nucleotides. Its product is annotated as frizzled-4-like. The coding region runs from base 1607 to 3346 and encodes 579 amino acids. Gene Ontology annotation, cellular component: plasma membrane. The record is from RefSeq and is a predicted model, not a curated record. The transcript has a single exon. Gene Ontology annotation, molecular function: Wnt-protein binding; Wnt receptor activity. Gene Ontology annotation, biological process: non-canonical Wnt signaling pathway; canonical Wnt signaling pathway. Lineage: Eukaryota; Metazoa; Echinodermata; Echinoidea; Temnopleuroida; Toxopneustidae.
CGUGCAGCAUUUGAUGCGAUUUGACGCCGCUAAAAAAGGGAAAGCCAGAUAAAUGUUGAAAGGCACUUUACUACAAAAUUACGUCUAUUGUGUAGGAGACUUUUGUGGCAAGACCAUCGUAAUUUGCUGGAUGGUUUCUAAACGAGUUCCCGCUGAUGCUCACUUGGGAGAGCGAGAGGGGCAGACAUUAAUACUUGAGGAGAAUUAUCAUAGAGAAACGGCAAGAGGAAAUUUGUGAUUCUAUAUUUCCAACGCACUUUGGAUGAAACAAUUUCUGCUGUGCUGUCGCAUUCCAGAAGGUGCAUAUCCUUGGGAUAUAGCCAGGCGGACCGCUGCCCGUGUGUGACUAGCUAACAAAGGUGGAGAAGGAGAAAAGGGCUUUACUUGAUUCGUGAUAUGCACCACAUGUUGUGUCAAUAUUCGUUGAUUACACGGGAGAAUCUGUGGCGACGAGAUUAUGCGAAAAGUGCAAGAGCAAAUGUUGUCAUCCUAGCCCUUUUUUUCUGCUCGCCACUAAUAACAUUAUCACACACUCUUCAGUAUUGUGAGUGGUGCCGCAUGUGGACUGACUGACUUGCCGUAUGUUUACGCUCUAAUGAGAACAAGUACCGGAUUAUUAAUAAAGCAUAGCAGGUUCUCUUUACGCUGUUCUGAUGGAUUAAUAAUAACUUCUGGUUGCUAAAAGCUAACACAAUAUUCGCUUAUCGUUCGCUCUGUUGAUACUCUUCUCUUGCGAAUGUGUUUUGGGGACAAAAGCGACUUGGACGGAGGGUUUUAGCUCGGAUCAAAGGUCUACACGUGUUAGCAUUGUGUCCUCCUUUACCCCAAGCUCCAUAAGCCUAGCAUCGAUUAGCCUUCCCUUCAACAUCUGUGCUUUGGAAAACCCAACCCCUUAUCCACAUCUCCUAGGCCUAGAUGAUCAAGAAUAUAAACCUUGUGAUUGGAUUUGUAAAUUGAUUUUACCGUGUGCUUUACGGCGAUUUAGACGAGUCUACCGUGGAUCUUAUUGGUGUGAAAUGUGUGAUUGGAGAGCUCAAUAGCCCGAAAGGCGCCGUGAUUACCAGGGGAUUGCGAGCGGGAGCCCGACUUCACUCAGCGGAGGACUAGCCGUAUGGAACCCCAGUAGGAUUACCAACGGAAUAUAGUUUUUGUGCACGAGUUCACCCCCAUAUCUUCUUGUAUCACCUGUCUUUUCCGACUGAGCAUGGCCUAAAUCCAACAGCAAUGUGCAGUUAAUUACGUUAUGUAGCCUUCAUGAGCCGCGCCUCUUCGCCGCAGCUGAAACCAUACGGAGCGAAGAAAAACACUGAAGAAGGGAGGGAAUUGUGCUCAGGGGUAACUUUUUCCUUCUCUCUCUCUCGAGCUCUCAGCCAGAUCUACCUCUCCAUAAAAAAAACUUCAGGGAUUCAACUUUCAUGUGUCUUUGUAUUCAAAGGAUGCGUGUAGUGAACUCGGUUUACGCCGACGACGUUAGAUAUCCAUAAAACGGAGCGAAUUUUGUUACCAAGUUUAUUCAUCACCAGUGUGAGUUCACUUUUUUUAAGUGGAAGGUUUACAUUAGCUUCUGAUUUGUGAUCCUGUCAUAAGAUAAACAUCUUUCGCCAUCAUGUGGAGAACAGAGAUUAAAAACAUACAAUGUGCAUCAGGAGGUCACAUUAAAGGUCACAGACAUUGUUUCAAUCAACAUCCGAAAUGUUGGAGGAAGACCAUGAGCUAUGGAGGCACGUUAUUACACACAUGUGUUGUGAUGUUGAUGGCGAUGGUUUUAGUACCAACCGGUGGUUUAUCUCAACCAAUACCAGAUGUAGACUUUGAUGAGUUCGACCCUCAAACUGCGCAGUGCGAACCGAUUACCAUCAAACUAUGUAAAGGAGUGGGUUACAACAUGACGCGGAUGCCUAAUCUUGUGGGUCACGAACUUCAACAAGAUGCCGAACUUCAACUUCAAACUUUUACCCCUCUAAUCCAGUAUGGUUGUUCUCCGUACCUUCGUUUCUUCCUCUGUUCCGUCUACGCACCGUACUGUACGGAUAAAAUUGAUGUUCCGAUUAGUGUUUGUCGACCGCUGUGUGAACGCGUCCGAGCCAGUUGCAAUCCUGUACUGAGCAAGUUUGGAUUCAAGUGGGCAGAAGCUUUGAAUUGUUCACAGUUUCUUGAGCGAAGUGACGGAAAUGAUAUUUGUAUGGGACCACCACCAGGUGAAGGGGACACGAACGGCAUAAGUAACCCCGACGGCGACGUCGUAACCGCGAUCGUACCGCAGGAGCCAGGCGAACCGGACUGUCAACACCACCGCGAACCUCUGAAAUGGCAUUACGUGAAGCGUUACGAAAAAUGUGCGUUGCGUUGUGACGCAGACUUUCUGUUCAGCCAGAGCGAGAAAAAGUUUACCGAAAUAUGGAUGGCCAUUUGGGCUGGAUUGUGUUUCUUGACCACCACGAUGACAGUGCUGACAUUCGCCAUAGACACAGUACGUUUCAGGUACCCAGAGCGACCUAUCAUAUUUCUAUCCAUUUGCUAUAAUGUAUUCAGUAUCGCGUACAUCGUCCGGUUAAUCGCCGGUCGUUCGGUCAUCGCCUGUGAUGAUGACGGUGUGGCCGAAUUCUUAAUCCAGGAGGGCUUGGAGAACACCGGAUGCGCCGUGACGUUCCUCAUCUUGUACUUCUUCGGUAUGGCAAGCUCUAUCUGGUGGGUCAUCCUAGCCUUCACCUGGUUCCUCGCUGCGGGACUAAAGUGGGGUCACGAGGCCAUCCAAAUGAACAGCAGUUACUUCCAUGUCGCAGCAUGGGGAAUCCCCUUCGUCAAAACCGUCAUCAUCCUCGUCAUGCGCGUCGUCGAUGCCGACGAACUCACGGGAAUGUGUUUCGUGGGUAAUUCAAGUCUGGAGGCACUCACCGGGUUCGUCAUCGCGCCGUUGUUCACAUACCUCGCCGUUGGGACCCUCUUCCUCCUCGGGGGAUUCAUUUCGUUGUUCAAGAUUCGAUCCGUCAUGAAAAACGACGGCACCAAGACUGAUAAGUUAGAGCGACUCAUGGUCAAAAUAGGACUCUUCUCUGUACUCUAUACCGUUCCUGCAACGAUCGUGGUAGCGUGUUUCUUUUAUGAGCAUUCGAACAGGAUUGUUUGGAUGGAUGGUGAAGCUUCACCUAACAUUGAGGUGUUCAUGCUUAAGUUAUUCAUGUCGCUCGUAGUUGGUAUAACAAGCGGGAUGUGGAUUAUGUCGGCGAAGACGAUGCGAUCGUGGAGGCGAUUUCUGGAAAGAAUGGCCCCUGCUUUAGUGUGUUGUGCGCCAUUGGGCGACGAAAAGAACGGACGUCAUAGAAACGGCGACGAAACGGCGGUAUAAUCCAAGGCCAUUAAGAUGGUCGUGGCGAUUUCGAACACAAGUCAAAUGAUGUUUUUUUUAUAUUAUUAAUCAUAUAUAACUGAAAAUAGUAUACAUUCAAUGCCAUGUACAUGUAUAACACUAUCACCUGUACAUGUAACUGACAAAUCUGCGACAAAAUCUGAAGAGAAAUCUAUGAACGCUGAAAACGUUACAGGUACAAUUGACGUGAUGUAUGGUAUUAUCAUUAUGUAUUUUGAAAACUUCUUUAUUCAAGCAACUCCAAAGAUGUAAAGUGAAGUACAGUACGCACAUCGAAUUCCCACUUCACGUUUUUUAAAUAUUAUCGGGAAAGGACCGUGCUGGUUGUUACAGUACAUGUAUCUUUUAUUAUGACUGAAUUUUUCAUGUGUUUUCUAUGUUUCAUUGUUAUCUGUAUUUUGCCCAUCUUCGUCUUAUUAGAAUGUAUGAAGACGGCAAAACCUUGCUUCCAAACUUGAUAGCCACCAAUGAAUGUUGGCAGCCUGCAUGUAUAACAAAGGCGAAGUGUAUUGAUAUGGUAUACAUGUUUAUAGAAAUAUUCUGUCAGAGCUUAUCUAUAGUUGUGUAUCUGCGUUAUGUUUCAUGAAACAGGUAAAUACUACCAGUACAUGUGUCGAAUUAACAAUGUACAUUUCUAAGAUGAGAUAUUUAGAAAGCGAAUUGAAUUAUGUCUUCCUAUCAAAAUAGUUAUUGAUUCUAUUGUCAGAUACUAAAAAUAUAAGUAAUUUCGUAUUCAUCCCAAAAGAGGCGAACAGAUACUGUCAUAAUUUAAGUCCCACGUAUAUUUCAGAAAAGUGUUCUCUGAUGUCUGACCAAGGAGAUGUAUCUCCUUGGUCUGACCCGAAAUGAGAGUGUUUAUUCUACUCUUGAAAGUUCGAGAGAAGUUGCGAUUUUUUAUGACAACAAUCAGAAUACGAUGACGGUUGAUUGUCCUGGUGUAACAAAAGUAAAUUUAAAGCGAUUUUACGAGCUGUGAAUUGGUGCUAUUUUGACGAUCGAACGCUUUUAGAAAGUGUUUCCUUUGGGGAAAUUUGAUGACGAAAACAUGAAGGCCAAGACGGCUGCCUCGUUAGUCUCUGAAUUCAGACCUGGCUAAUGCCUGACAAGUUGGCGUGAUAUUCCACUGCAGCUUUUGCUCUAGUUAUGUCAGGGUAAAAUAACGUUUUAGCUGUGAAAUCAUACACUGUAAAAACGCUAUUUAACUUUUAAGCAUGCUGUUUAAGGCGUCCCUCUUAGAACUAUUGUUUAAACUUUUUAAAAAGUGUUUUAAACUUUUAAACAACUGUUUAAACUUAAAAAAUUAAAGAAUUUAUUGUUUAAGUGCACAGGUUUAAACAAUGUGCUAUAUUUUUUACUGUGUAAUGGAAGUAUCUUCACAAUAUUGUUAAAAGGGCAUGUAAAACGUAAAAUCGAUUAAUCAUUAUGAAAUGAAAAUGAUUUGAGAAAGAAAAAUGAACUGAAAAUGAGAGUCCAUAUUUGAUUCAAUAGGUUCGAAACAGAAAUCGCAAAGAUAUUCCUACUCACUUUCAGCUAUAAUAUAUGGGGGAAUGAAGCAAAUACUAUAUACCCCUUUUGAAUUUCCAUGUGUAUUCCUACAAAAACAAUCUGUCAUUUUUAUGACUGUCUGAUCUUCGUUUAUUCUUAGCUCAUAAGGCUGCCGGUAGUUAAUUACACACAGCGGAUCCAUGCUCAAUGACAAGGAGUUAUUAAUUGAUCAAUUUUUUUCUUCUAAAUUCUACGUUUUUCGUCGGAUCGGAGUUAUUUAUUAAUGAGCGCAGUGUUUCAAUGGCAAAUGUCUGUUGAGUAGAUGCAUGUCAUGCAUGUGUAUAAGACCAUUUCAUACACAUGUGAGCGAAGGGUGGGUUGUCUAUUUAAAUUCUUCCAUGAACUUUGGACAUUUCAAUCAUCAUUCCCCCCCCCCCCCCGGAUUCGCCAGUGCCCUCUUCAAUCAUCUUAACGUAUUAUGACGUCAUGAGCCGUGUAGUAAACACCAGAAACGUGUUAAUCAUUGUUUAUAUCUCAAUUAAAACGGAUCUACCACGCAGCCUGAAAUUCACAGGCCGACAAAUUAAUGAAUUUGAUAAUACAUGUGUCAUGGGCCUUCUGAUAUUUGACAAAGUUGUACGCAUAAUGAACUGAAUAUGCAAUAAGUGUUCUGCUUAUGUCACGUCCAAUCUCCUUACUAUGUUAUCAUGUUGAAACAACGAUUAUUUUUUGCUGCGCCAAUAUCAUUCUAAAACAAACUUAUUUCACAUUAAUUUUGAACUUCGUUGUUAGAUCAUUGCUGUUCAGUGUAACUUGCUUUGUUACCGGGAGAUUUUUUAUCAUCCGUAAGGAUUUAAGGGAUUAACAGAAUUGAAUAAUCCUUGAUUCCAAAUUACAAGUAACCU